Dichomitus squalens LYAD-421 SS1 is the source of this 773-nucleotide messenger RNA. RefSeq lists its product as uncharacterized. The transcript is spliced from 6 exons. The coding region runs from base 152 to 580 and encodes 142 amino acids. The record is from RefSeq and is a predicted model, not a curated record. Lineage: Eukaryota; Fungi; Basidiomycota; Agaricomycetes; Polyporales; Polyporaceae.
GUCAUUCCUGGCUCGACUCUUCCGCAGGAUAAGGAAUCCAACCGCUUUGGUGGGCAGGGAUCUGGAAGGCAACCGAUUCUUUGAAUACCCCAGCACAUCUGAUGAUCCGCGGCGUACCAAACGUGUGGUGAAGUAUGCGAAAGGCACCCAUAUGCUGGAUUAUGUUUCCGGGCAUCGAAGACUCGCGGUGCAGUGGACGUCUUGGUUGACUCACACCCGGCCGAAUCCUCCCACCUUAGAGGAACUGCAAGCAGAUUUCGAACGUCAACGUCGCAUCCUCCAGAAUGUCGCUCGGAUUGAGGCACGCGACAGAGCUGAGGCAGCGCAGAUCGCUGCUGAGCAAGCUCCUACCGCUCACCUACAGGUGCCAACGCAGAGAUCGCCAGAGCCGAGUACGACGGGGCCGAAAGAGCCGACAAACCCUGUGCCGCAAGUCUCACAAGACAUCCUCGCUGAUAAGGCCCUACCACAGGCUCAAGCGGACUCCAGACUCGCCGAGACCCAUUCGCCCUGGAAGCCUCCUCCGCCGGAUGAGCCGCACAGUUGGCAGCCGCAGGCUUCUAUAAGGCGUGGUGGAUGAGUUCCGGCACAUGAUGACAAGCAUGAUGGACUGCGAUUCUCCUUUUUUUUCCCGAAUGCUCUCUGUCGUGCAUGCAUCCUGUCGAACGGUCUUAGAGAGUUGUAAUGUGUCUGCCGUCAGUAGCCGUAACUCCACUGCCUGAGAAUGAGAAGCGACCUACCGUAUGGAUCCCUGGGCUCGCGUUCCUAACCCU